AUGUCAGUGUCUCCGACGCCCGGCCGGGCGGAGACGUCCCAGAAUUCCAGCCAAGAACAGCACAGCGUCGCAGAUCCAAAGGUCUACCUGGACGACCCGCGCUUCUCCCAGUCGUUCACGAUACCACCCGGACCCAAUCGCAGUGAGCCUCUGACAGUCACAUACAGCGAUUUUGGUUAUCGCAAUCCGGAUCAACCCGAAAGAGAACAUGUUCUUCUAUUCUGCGGUCCGUUGAUGUGCACCCGUUUUCUCCAUGCUGCCAAAGACAAACUCGCAAAAAAAUACCAUGUUCGCAUCAUCCACCCCGACCGGCCAGGAAUUGGCGGCACGACCAAGGCGGACUCCCAAUACCGCCUCGAGACCUGGUUAGAAAUCGUGCCGGCGCUUCUGCGCCAUCUUGACAUUGCGCACGUCUCCAUCGCCUGUCACAGCGCCGGCACCCUCUACGCCCUGCACACACUGCUGCACCUGCGCCAUCUGCUCCAUCCAGAACGUCCCUAUGUCGCCUUUUGCGCGCCCUGGAUCCUCCCCAGCCACUCGGGCGUCCAGACCAUGAAGAUGACCACGGCGCUACCUGCCGCCGUCAUGAGGCAAUUUGACGGCCUUGCCAGAUUCGUCCACUCCACCGUGGGACCCGUUGUCGGGUUCAGCGGAAACCUCUUCCAGAGCGUCUCCUCAUCGGCGGGGUCCGCAAAGCACCCGCCCGUGCCCGGUGCCGACGCCGACAUGGUCGAGUACGAGGACGCCUUGAUGCCGCGCAUCAUUGACCGCGCGUACGCCGAGAGCGUGCAGGGCAUGAGUCAGGAGAUCCCGCUCCUGUUCAAAAAGUGUGGCGCGGGGCCGCGUCCAGAUGCUGACGCUUGGGGUCCUUGGGGAGACUUGGACAAGUACGUCCCAAUGUUGGCGGCCGGAGACAUGGAUGCCGGGUCUGCCUCGUCGUCCAACCAGCAAGGUAGUGUCAAACUGGAGGUGGAUGCCUUCUUUUCCGAGCAGGAUCACAUGAUUGGAACUUCUAGUGGUCCCGAGUGGUUCAGGCAAUGCUGGAAUUCCGAGGGCCGGGGCGACAAAAUCGAAUUCCAUAGCCACGUCGUUGAUAGGGCUGAGCACGAUAACAUACUUGAUUUGAGAUUUGGUGUAGCUGAGAGAAUAUUCCAAAAUAUCUCUGACAUCAAUCAGGUAGGAGAAAAUCGAUAG
Molecule: messenger RNA, 1194 nt
Organism: Pestalotiopsis fici W106-1
Lineage: Eukaryota; Fungi; Ascomycota; Sordariomycetes; Amphisphaeriales; Sporocadaceae
Exons: 2
Coding region: 1-1194 (397 amino acids)
Source: RefSeq, a predicted model, not a curated record